UUGAAGACACCCCCCCCCCCCCAUUCAUUGAGUAUCAUGAAAACAAAUGCAUUUCCCCCUUUUUAUGAAAGCAUACUACUGAUCAUAACCAUUGCCCUGCCCAGGAUCUUUAAUGUGUGAUCUGUAAAAAGCACAAUUUAAGCAUACUUUUGUAAGUCUCUUAAGCAUUGGCAUUGCAGGUAGUAUUUCGGCUGCUGUUUCCCUGGUGUCCAGUGAUUAAAACUCUUUGCUGUUCACAUCAUGAUUUGCUGUGAUUAUAAUUUCUAUAAAUGAGGAUACCACAUUUAAAGUUCUCUAUCAGAUUCUUGAAUAUAAUAUAAUUCAGCUUGGAGAGAAGAUACAAAGAGUACUUAAAAUAUAUGAUCAAAACAUUUUCCCUGUUUUUCAGGCGUCAGGAUACUUCCAGGAUAACCAGACUCAAAGACUUUGAACACUCAAAAAUGAGUACAGCAAAAAAAGCAAAAAUGGUUGGUGGAAGAUCAUUCCAAGAGACCUGGACAGAGUCAUUUGGAGUGAUUGAAUGCAAGGGAAAAGCAUUAUGUAUUAUGUGUAAUGAAAGCGUUGAUUGUUGGAUAUCAGGUGUCAGACGGCACUUUGAGACUAACCACAGAAGUGUUGCAAAACUUGGUGAAACUGCAAGAAAAGAGUUUCUUGAAGGAAAAUUGAGGAAAUAUCAUUCCCAGUACCUUGCCAGUUUUCACAUGUCACUGUGCAUAGCAAAACAUAGUGAGUCCCUCUCUGAUGGAGAUAUUUUCAAAACAGCCGGUGCUGUCUGGGAGUAAUUCACUUUUUUAUGAUUUCCAAAACAAAGAUGAAAUUAUUCAACACAUCUCUGAGAUACCACUUAGCUGAAAUGAUGUUGAGGAUCGAGUCCAGCGCAUGGCAAGUGAUGUUAGUCAGCAGCUUACCGCUGAUUUACAAAAGGCAGCCUGUUAUUCCAUGUGCUUGUAUGAAAGCAUAGAUAUAAACAACCAUGCAAGGCUAGGAAUAAUUUUACGUUAUGCUGUUGGUGACAUCAUGAGAGAAGAGCUGGUAAAACUGGUGUCUUUGCCUGAAAGAAUACAAGGGAUAGAUAUCUACAAUGCUGUGAUGGAGGCUUUUUUGUCACAAGACAUAAGACCAGAGAAAGUGGUUUCAUUUACUAGUGAUGGAUCACCCUCUAUUGUGGGGGCAACAUCUGGUUUCAUACAGUUCUUUGUCAAAGAAACAAAACAUCAAGUCAUUCAGUUCCAUUGUAUUACAUAUCAAGACGCUCUUUUUAGCAGGGAAAGCAGCAAAAAAUUUGAUGAUGUCCUCAAAGAUGUUACAGAAAUGGUGAAUUUCAUUGUGGCUCAUGCUCUGAAUUGUCAACAGUUUCAAGCACUUCUUGAGGAGGCUCAGGCACAGUAUAACUGUUUAUUUAUGUACAGUAAUGUCCAGUGGCUGAACAGAGGACGAGUCCUGGAGAGGUUUGUAGCCUGUCUGGAUGAAAUUAGGCUAUUCAUGACUGAAAAUGGGCAGGACUAUCCACAGCUCACUGAUAUGGCCUGGCUUGCCAACCUCAUGUUUCUUACAGAUUUUACAGUACACUUCAAUGUAAUGAGCAAAAAACUAGAGGGUGUAGGGAAAACAGCAGAAAGGAUGUUUUGUGAUAUCAAAACAUUUGAGAGGAGACUGCAGAUUUUUGAAAGAGACCUUGAAAGUGGGCAGCUGAAAUAUUUUCCAAAUCUAAAAAUGCAUCUAGAAAAUUCUACAACAUUUGCAGAUGGCCCUACAGUCUUCAAAGAAUUUUCUUGCAUUGUAGCCGCUGCGAAGGUGAAUUUCAGUAAUAGAUUUUUACAGUUCCGUAAGAUGGAGACAACCCUAUGUUUUCUUACUUCUCCAGAUAAAACCUAUUUUAAAGAACUUGAUCUUUCCUGCUUACAAUGGUUAGAUUUAGAAAAUCUGGAAAUGGAGCUUGUUGAAUUUCAGGAAAACUCUGUGUGGAGAAAUAAAUUCUAUGACCUGUGUUACACACUUGAGAAGAUAGAAAGUAUGACACCAGAGAGCAAGGUUAGUGCUGAAAUUGAAAUCCUUAAAGUGUGGAAUUAUCUGCCAAAUCAAUUUAAGUCAAUGAAAGCACUUGGGAUUGCUUUCCUUACUUUGUUUGGAUCAUCUUAUGUUUGUGAAUAGCUGUUUUCUGCUUUGUACUGUAUUGAGUCUAACACUAGAAACAGACUAUCUGAUGACUUGAGUGCUGCAUGUGUUGCUCUCAAACUAAGUAUGAGCCAAGGAUAGAAAAAUUAGCAUGCAUACAACAGCAAAAAUCACAUUUAAUUGUUCAGAGGCGUGCCAAAUAUAAAUUGUUACCUUUCAAUAAAAUGUUGUUUGUAUUAUUGAAAACUCUGCUGUUGUGUUUUAAGACAAAAUAUGUUAAUGUUUGAGUUGUUUUUCCUAAACUAAAAUUUCAGCAUUCAGGUUAAAUUGCCGUGUUGGCACUUUGCAAUAAAUUAGUGGGCUUUGGGUUGCAGUUUGGGCACUCAGUCGCUAAAAGGUUUGCCAUCACUGGCCUACUCUAAUUGGGACUAACCAACAGAAUUCCAGACAUUGGGUCACUGGUCAGUCUUAUGAUCUUGGAAACUGAAUAAAUUACAGCUUAUCAAGAAAACUGCUUCUAACUCCAUAUUUGUCUAUUAGAUGCAACAUUUUUCUGUGUAAAUAUUUGGUCAGGCUUGUUCACAAGGUCUGUUAUGUGAAUCAGCUUCUGUGUGGGACUGCAUACAACUUCGUUCUCCAUACAAACAUUUUGUUAUAAUAGAGAGGCCAUAAGCAUGAAGCUGAACAGAUUAUAAUGAUAUUUAAGUAAACUUCUGACUGGUCCCAUAGACCUGAGGGCAUGUGGCAAGGACCCAUGUAACUUAAUGGAUGUAAGUACAGCUGUUUUCCACACCCUCUGCUGUGUGCAUUUCCUCUCAAAGGUGACAGAGGUUUGUUAGCCUAAGCGUUAAGCCCAUCUUUCUGCUAACACCCAUGGUAUAUUCCCAUACUCCAUUCUAUUUCAAACACCCUGGGGUGGUCCUAAUCUUAUUACUGCUUUAUUAAAUCAAUCUCACUGCCAUCAACCAAAAAUACUCCUUUUAUAAUUGAAGUUAAAACCAUCAACCAGGUGGAAAUCCUAUUGUUUUGGGGAAUCAAGAAUCUAUAAAAAGCCAGCCUUGGCACUCACACAUUGGUUCAGUCUAAACUGAGGCAGGGAUGGAUGCUGUCGGAUUUCAUACUGACCUUUUGAGACAUACUGAUCACCCCCAACAUGCCAGACAGCCUUGUGAGCCACUGUCAAUCCCCUCAUCCCCUGACUGGUAAGAAAAUGCCUUCCCUUGGCCUUGUUACAAACUUUCAUUUCAUUAGUCCCUCUGUGUGAUUAUUUUGUGAAUACAGCUACAAAAACUAUUUGAGAUCCCCUCUGGAGUUCCGUGCAAUUUGGAACCGGUAUUAAAAGGGUUAAGAGCCCAAGGCUGAAUGUUGCCGCGAUCAAAAUCUAAUUUUAUUUGAGCUGUUAAACUUCUCCCAAGGCAUGCUAUUUGUGGAUGCCUUCUCUGGACCCCCAGCUUUUGGGUAACACUAUGUUGCCAUUCAACAACUAGUUUAACAGUCUACUCUAAUUGGGACUAAAAACCUGACUUCCAACCACUGGGUCACUGGUCAGUCAUGAUCUUGGCAUCUGAAAAAUUACAACUUAUCAAGAAAACUGCUAACUAUAUUUGUCUAUUGAAUGCAUCAUUUUUCUGUGUAAAUACUUUUGUCAGGUUUGCUCACAAGAUGUAUGAAUCAGCUUCUGUGUUGGAAUGUGUACAACUUAAUUCUCCAUACAAAGUUUUUAUUACAUUUGCAUGCUGUUAUGUAUCGGUUCCAGCAUCUAAACAUUGGCGGUGCGUUUUAA
This is a messenger RNA of Sceloporus undulatus (fence lizard), 3898 nucleotides long. Its product is annotated as general transcription factor II-I repeat domain-containing protein 2A-like. The transcript has 2 exons. Lineage: Eukaryota; Metazoa; Chordata; Lepidosauria; Squamata; Phrynosomatidae. Bases 880 to 2151 code for a protein of 423 amino acids. The record is from RefSeq and is a predicted model, not a curated record.